UACAGCUUCUUCUUCGGGGUUUAACGGCAGCUGGCAUCCUUGUACAUGCAGUGCUGCCAUCUUCUGUUUCAAUUUUGAAUCGAUACACAGCGCUACUUGUUUUACCAACCAGCCUGAUUCCUGAAUAACACUGUUUUGAGCCCACUUUAAUGAAUCCAAUUAAUAUCAAAAUAUUAAUUUAAACCCACACCUUGUGAGGGAAUUCAAGCAGCUAGUAAAUCAGUCAAAGACAAUUGGAAAACCCUGAAUGUGGUUAAUUAGCUCUCUUGCUAAUUGAAAGAAAUUCUCAGUGUGCCUAUUAACUUAAGUUAAUACAAAUGGCUAACAUUGCCCCUUAUAAAUAGCAUAGCUAGGAAUUCUCACAACAUUACAGUAGAUACUUCACUAAAUGUUCUCUGAACCACAUGCGAGGGCUGCUAAGCUAACGCUAGCAUCCGUUAGCAUGCUACAUUACUCCUUCCCGCGCUCAAAUUAAGUUUAUUAUUCUGUCCGCUUGACUUUAAAACAGUGAUUAGACUACACACUACUUACAUUCGAAAAAUUAAAAUUACUUACCUCUCUUUCUUGACGAAGUUUUCUCUUACAGUUUUUCUUUCAACGCUCAGGUGCAGAAGAUUCCUGUGACUCCAAAUUCAAAUGGAGUUAGGUAACAACUAACAUGGAACAUGAAGGGGGUGGACAUCUCAAUUUUUGCUUCUAUAUACAAUUUAGUGGUUUGUACGUUCAUAAAACACAGUCAGUAUGAUAGGUAAAUUUCUUCUUCAUUGAUUUAAAAUAAACUCUUAUAGGUGUUAUUUCAUUUUACCUUAUUUGUGACCAUUUUUUGUUUUUACAGCUACAGUUUGUAAUACCCCCCUCCCCCCAUGAACUUGGUAUUUCCCAAACUAGCGCGGCAACAGCUCCACACUGCAACAUAUUUUCUGCUUGACUUUAGUCUAAUACAAUGGCCUGUUGGAGGUGUGUGAUUUGCUUCGUCUUUGUGGCGUUAACAUUGAAGUCUCUUUUAAGUCCCAUUAAUACUGCACACAGUCGCAGUCCAGAUUUCCGUGUCAUUUGUGGAGUCGAUGGAUGCGCCGAGGAUUACCGUGUUUUCAACUCGUUUUACCACCAUCUCAGACGCACACAUCCACAAUACAUUGCCACUGGGAACCCGCCUACAGGAUGGCUGACAGCUUCAUCCGAUGCAAAUGUAUUAGGAGGCGAAAAUUUUGGUACAGCCAUUUUUGCCGACUAUACUGCUGAACCCAGACAAACUGUUAGCAAUGGCAAUGGCACUGAAGUAGAGCCACCACCACUAGACCCCCCAGUCACAUCGGAGGUGUUGGAGGAGGAGCGACAGGAAAGUCAGAACGUGAUGGAGCAAGACGCAGCUGAGCUUCAAACACCUCGUCAGAAUCAGGGCAAAAGAGAAACUGUUGAUCUUGCCAGAUGUGCAGCUGCAUUUGCUAUUGGUGUGCGGGAGCAAUGCCACCUAUCACAGAGGAGUGUCAACAACAUUGUCCUUGGUGUCCAACAGUAUCAAACAGCUCUUCUGACGUCCUUGAGGGGAAAAAUAAAGACCAUCCUUGAAAGGCAACCUGACAGCAAUGGACCUUUACAACAAGAAGUUCUUUCAACACUGGACAACUUUCAGGAUCCCUUUCCCAUAUGUGCAGCUUCAAACCUACAGGACCGUGUAACACAGAUGCAUUUCAACCCUGUCACACCUGAGGAGAUCAUCAUUUCCAAGUAUGCCUGUAGAGUUAAAAAGGGAGAAUCGAGAGUUCUUGCAAUCAAAAACAAGUCUUUCUACUACAUUCCUUUGAUUGAAAGUUUGAAACAGCUAUUAUCCAAUUCAAGACUAUUUGACAUGCUCAGUGCUGGACCUCAGAGUUGCCCCAACGCCAGUUUUUUGUAUGACAUUAAUGAUGGAAUUAUUUUCAAAACCCACCCACUGUUUUCAAAGAAGAACUCUGCUUUACAACUGAUACUCUAUUCUGAUGAGAUAGAAAUGUGUAACCCCCUAGGGUCACGUGCGAGUGUAAAUAAACUACUAAUGUUUUAUUACACCUUAGGCAACAUAGACCCUAAGUUUAGAUCAAAGUUGGCUUCCAUCAGACUUCUCGCAAUCGCAAAGUCUAGGGACAUAGAUGAGUGUGGGGUAGAUAUAAUACUCCGGAGAAUCAAUGAGGACUUGAAGUUACUGACAAACAACGUCGCACUCAAGAGGGGAGAUGCCAAUGUCUCUCUAUGGGACAUACAAGGACACUGUACCACCAUCACACUGAGAGCUGCUCUGUUCAUCCCAUCCUACCCCCAGAGCAUAUUUUCAGUGAAGGCAGCUACAACCUAUGGAGCACAGGUGGUCUUCAAGAAGGGACAGAAUGAACUAGUGAACAAAGAUGGGACAGUCUUCUCCAUCGAAGAAUACAACAGACUCUACUAUUUGAAAACGAGCAACGUGUGGAAUCCCUCAAACCUAUAA
This is a messenger RNA of Oreochromis niloticus (Nile tilapia), 2464 nucleotides long. RefSeq lists its product as uncharacterized. Lineage: Eukaryota; Metazoa; Chordata; Actinopteri; Cichliformes; Cichlidae. The record is from RefSeq and is a predicted model, not a curated record. The transcript has 5 exons. Bases 944 to 2464 code for a protein of 506 amino acids.